GUUGCUAGUAGUGGCGAUCUCAACGAUGAUUCUCCUGCCCAACAUGUACAACGCAUUUGGUCCGUCUUCCACAGUUCGUGCACACUAUACCGCUGUCCGUUCCUCCAGUUUCGAGUUUGCGCUCCGCGGGAUUGCCGAGUGGCGGCGCAGCAUGGAUGGUGGGGAUGAUGCCGGUUCCAGUAGUAGCACUGGUAACAGUAACAGCCAUGACUCUACUAGCGCCACCAGAACGGUGCUGCUUCUGCCCUUUGCCGUGGAGGAGGCUCUGCUGAUUCCCGGUCAAUCCCAGACGCUGGUCCUCAAGGAAGGACGUUUCUUUGAUCUCUUGGAGGAAGCCAUGGACGAGCAUGCCAGUGUCAUUGGCACCCUCUUGAUGGGGGGAGAAUCUCAUUUGGGAGUGCUGCCACUGUGCGAAAUCACUAGCUACCAAAUGGAAGCUGGGUAUCGUGGCAAGGUCACGGCACAGGUCACCCUUCAGUGUGUCGCCCGGGCCCAAUUGGUAGAACUGAAUCAGCUCCGACCGGUGAUGCGGGGGAUUUGCACGGAACUACAAGAUGACGAUCAUGACAUCAUGGCUAGUAGUACUUCCACAGAUAGCAGUACGAAUGAUACAAGCAGCAAAGAGAUGGUUGAAGAGUUGGUGGAAGAUAUUGAAUCCAUGAUAGAGCUUGCCUCCUCUUCGUCGGAUACUACACGUACUGGUACCGGUACUACUGAUACAUUGGAUGAUCCUCAGACAAUGUACGAACAAACGUUUUGGAUGGCCCUGACUACUCUGGGAUAUACCCCCGCAUCAUCGUCGCAGCUGAUGGGUGACGAUGAUGAUGAUGAUGGUGACCCGGCUUGGCCAGACUCUUCGGCACAAGAAUUGCAUGCCAUGAGUUGGGCAGCUAUAUCGACCGUGGCAGACCCAACGCUGCGGUACCAAGCAUUUGCAACUACAUCCGUGCUAGAACGGCUACGGGUGGUCCGAAGAGCGCUGCUACAGCAGAGUCUACCAGUAUCCACCAAGACGCAAGACGUGUCCAGCAUACGACAUGACAGAGACGACGAUAGUAGUGAUGAUGGCCCUUCGUCGUCAUCAUCCUUCUUUGGGGAUUCCGGGUUUGAAUAAUAGAGACAACAAACGAGGAAUGAAUAGAUGCGAUUCGGAUUGCAGAACUCUAGCUAGAGCAAUAGAACCAAAUACGAGAACCACAGCCAAUGCAAAAGCACAGACAGAGGUGAACGAGGGCCCAUUUCUGUAUUUUGGGAAUGAGUCCUACAUGUACUAGCUAGCUAGCACGGUUGGAACGUUUUGAUCAGGAGAUGGCAAGCUAGGGCAUGAUGUCAUUGUCAGUGAGAUUGCUGAAAUGCUGAUUUGUCUUCCUCAUCCAGGUUGGGAUAAUCCAAGGGUCUGCGAACGAAUGAUUGCCAUCGAGCGAUGGUUCAUGGAUCCUAUACUAGUAUCCUUUUGCCCUUCGUUCGGUCAUGAGCCUGCUCCUUGCAAACAGGACGGCUGGGUAAAUAAAGCAAACAAUUUGAAUCGUAUCACUCCCAUUUAUUUACCCCAUCUACUUUAAC
Molecule: messenger RNA, 1563 nt
Organism: Seminavis robusta
Lineage: Eukaryota; Bacillariophyta; Bacillariophyceae; Naviculales; Naviculaceae
Source: the annotation of a GenBank genome assembly